This is a messenger RNA of Trypanosoma brucei brucei TREU927, 975 nucleotides long. Its product is annotated as mRNA capping methyltransferase, putative. The transcript has a single exon. Gene Ontology annotation, molecular function: mRNA 5'-cap (guanine-N7-)-methyltransferase activity. Gene Ontology annotation, biological process: 7-methylguanosine mRNA capping. Lineage: Eukaryota; Euglenozoa; Kinetoplastea; Trypanosomatida; Trypanosomatidae. The record is from RefSeq and is a predicted model, not a curated record. Bases 1 to 975 code for a protein of 324 amino acids. Gene Ontology annotation, cellular component: nucleus.
AUGAACUGCCGUAAAAGGGGUGAAAGCGUAACCUUAAUGGAGAGCCUACGGACUGCAGCUUCAUACGACCAAGUCGUAAAGAAGCGCGCUGGAGAUAUGAAAAGCAAAGAAACGCCAUUUCGUUUCUUCAGUAACUACGUGAAAAAGUGCCUUAUUCAGUGUGCACUGGACCAUAUUAAGGUAACAACGGGAAGGCGCGAUGCUAUCGUGCUUGACUUGGCCAGCGGAAGGGGCGGUGAUCUGGGAAAAUGGCUGCAUUGCCAAAGUCCUGAGCUCAGUUUUGCGACGGCAAAGUUGCCGCGUGAGCGUCUAACAAAAGCCGCGUAUGUGGAGUGUUACGAUGUGUCGCCAGAAUGUAUUGCCGAGGCGGAAAGCCGAUACAAAAAAAUUGCUCCGGACACCGUGUGUCGUUGCUCAUUUACUGUUAAGGAUUGCUUUAGUGAGGAUUUUCUCCUUCGCGAAUUACCCCUUACUCAGCAUUUUGGAAAAUUUGACAUUGUUUCCAUCCAGUUCGCGUUUCACUAUGCUUGUGAUACGCUCGAACGUAUUGACAUGUUAUUGGGAGCAAUUGCCAGAGCUUUGGCCCCUGAAGGUGUAUUCAUUGCAACAACUGUCGAUGAAGAAGUUCUGGCGAAGCGUGUUGCGGCGAACCGGAUGGAGAGCAAAGGCUUGUUUUCUAUCCACUUCGAUUCUGAGCCUCAGUUUGAAUACGACAGACUAGUGGUCGGAACGAGAUAUCGUUUCAAUCUCGAUGGGUUUGUAGACUGUGAUGAGUAUGUUGUCCCACUCGACUAUGUCCGCGAUUGUGCGAAACAGCACGGUCUGGAGGAGAUGGUGAAGUUCUCCAAACACUUUGGCUCAUUCUAUGAGACUUAUAAGGACGACCCCUCCAAAAAUAAGGAGCGCUAUUUGGUCGGAGGUGAAAUGGAACUGGCCACACUGUACCGCUCGUUGUGCUUCCGGAAAGCCAGCUGA